Cercocebus atys (sooty mangabey) is the source of this 3096-nucleotide messenger RNA. RefSeq names its product mannosidase, alpha, class 2B, member 1 (gene MAN2B1). The transcript is spliced from 22 exons. Gene Ontology annotation, biological process: mannose metabolic process. Gene Ontology annotation, cellular component: lysosome. NCBI's taxonomy places the organism in Eukaryota, Metazoa, Chordata, Mammalia, Primates, Cercopithecidae. Gene Ontology annotation, molecular function: carbohydrate binding; alpha-mannosidase activity. The coding region runs from base 72 to 2987 and encodes 971 amino acids. The record is from RefSeq and is a predicted model, not a curated record.
CCGGGUCUCGGGGCGGGGCGUUUGCUCGGCCUUUCCAGGGCCGUGGAACCCCAGGAGGAAGCUGCUGAGCCAUGGGCGCCUACGCGCGGGCUGCGGGGGUCAGCGCUCGGGGCUGCCUGGACGCAGCAGGCCCCUGGACCAUCUCCCGCGCCCUGCGGCCACCGCUCCCGCCUCUCUGCUUUUUCCUUUUGUUGUUGCUGGCGGCUCCCGGUGCUCGGGCCGGGGGAUACGAGACAUGCCCCACAGUGCAGCCGAACAUGCUGAACGUGCACCUGGUGCCUCACACACAUGAUGACGUAGGCUGGCUCAAAACCGUGGACCAGUACUUUUAUGGAAUCAAGAAUGACAUCCAGCACGCCGGUGUGCAGUACAUCCUGGACUCGGUCAUCUCUGCCUUGCUGGCAGAUCCCACCCGUCGCUUCAUUUACGUGGAGAUUGCCUUCUUCUCCCGUUGGUGGCACCAGCAGACAAAUGCCAUGCGGGAAGUCGUGCGAGACCUUGUGCGCCAGGGGCGCCUGGAGUUCGCCAACGGUGGCUGGGUGAUGAACGAUGAGGCAGCCACCCACUACGGUGCCAUCGUGGACCAGAUGACACUCGGGCUGCGCUUUCUGGAGGACACAUUUGGCAGUGACGGGCGACCCCGUGUGGCCUGGCACAUUGACCCCUUCGGCCACUCUCGGGAGCAGGCCUCGCUGUUUGCGCAGAUGGGCUUUGACGGCUUCUUCUUCGGGCGCCUUGAUUAUCAAGAUAAGUGGGUACGGAUGCAGAAGCUAGAGAUGGAGCAGGUGUGGCGGGCCAGUGCCAGCCUGAAGCCCCCGACCGCGGACCUCUUCACUGGUGUGCUUCCCAACGGUUACAACCCGCCAAUGAAUCUGUGCUGGGAUGUGCUGUGUGUCGAUCAGCCAGUGGUAGAGGACCCCCACAGCCCCGAGUACAACGCCAAGGAGCUGGUCGAUUACUUCCUAAAUGUGGCCACUGCCCAGGGCCGGCAUUACCGCACCAACCACAUUGUGAUGACCAUGGGCUCGGACUUCCAGUAUGAGAACGCCAACAUGUGGUUCAAGAACCUUGACAAGCUCAUCCGGCUGGUAAAUGCACAGCAGCAGGCAAAAGGAAGCAGUGUCCAUGUUCUCUACUCCACCCCCGCUUGUUACCUCUGGGAGCUGAACAAGGCCAACCUCACCUGGUAUUUGGGGAAACUGGGGAGCUUGGGGGGGUUGGCAUGCCCCGUUGGAGGCAGAGGGGCAGAUCCACGAGCAGAUAAGGCGAUGGCCGUGCUCCAGCAUCACGACGCUGUCAGUGGCACCUCCCGCCAGCACGUGGCAGACGACUACGCACGCCAGCUUGCUGCAGGCUGGGGGUCUUGCGAGGUUCUCCUGAGCAACGCGUUGGCGCGGCUCAGAGGCUUCAAAGAUCACUUAACCUUCUGCCGACAGCUAAACAUCAGCAUCUGCCCGCUCAGCCAGACGGCGGCGCGCUUCCAGGUCAUCGUUUAUAAUCCCCUGGGGCGGAAGGUGAAUUGGAUGGUACGGCUGCCGGUCAGCGAAGGCGUUUUCGUUGUGAAGGACCCCAAUGGCAGGACAGUACCCAGCGAUGUGGUGGUAUAUCCCAGCUCAGACAGUCAGGCGCACCCUCCGGAGCUGCUGUUCUCAGCCUCACUGCCUGCCCUGGGCUUCAGCACCUAUUCAGUAGCCCAGGUGCCUCAUUGGAAGCCCCAGGCCCGCGCACCCCAGCCCAUCCCCAGGAGAUCCUGGUCCCCUGCUUUAACCAUCGAAAAUGAGCACAUCCGGGCAACGUUUGAUCCUGACACAGGGCUGUUGAUGAAGAUUAUGAACAUGAAUCAGCAACUCCUACUGCCUGUUCGCCAGACCUUCUUCUGGUACAACGCCAGUAUAGGUGACAACGAAAGUGACCAGGCCUCAGGUGCCUACAUCUUCAGACCCAACCAACAGAAACCACUGCCUGUGAGCCGCUGGGCUCAGAUCCGCCUGGUGAAGACGCCCUUGGUGCAGGAGGUGCACCAGAACUUCUCAGCCUGGUGUUCCCAGGUGGUUCGCUUGUACCCAGGACAGCGGCACCUGGAGUUGGAGUGGUCGGUGGGGCCGAUACCUGUGGGUGACACCUGGGGGAAGGAGGUCAUCAGCCGUUUUGACACACCGCUGGAGACAAAGGGACGCUUCUACACAGACAGCAAUGGCCGGGAGAUCCUGGAGAGGAGGCGGGAUUAUCGACCCACCUGGAAACUGAACCAGACGGAGCCUGUGGCAGGAAACUACUAUCCAGUCAACACCCGGAUUUACAUUACGGAUGGAAACAUGCAGCUGACUGUGCUGACUGACCGCUCCCAGGGGGGAAGCAGCCUGAGAGAUGGCUCGCUGGAGCUCAUGGUGCACCGAAGGCUGCUGAAGGACGAUGAACGCGGAGUAUCAGAGCCACUAAUGGAGAACGGGUCGGGGGCGUGGGUGCGAGGGCGCCACCUGGUGCUGCUGGACACAGCCCAGGCUGCAGCUGCUGGGCACCGACUCCUGGCCGAGCAGGAGGUCCUGGCCCCGCAGGUGGUGCUGGCCCCGGGUGGCGGCGCCGCUUACAAUCUCGGGGCUCCUCCGCGCACGCAGUUCUCCGGGUUGCGCAGGGAGCUGCCGCCCUCGGUGCACCUGCUCACGCUGGCUAGCUGGGGCCCCGAGAUGGUGCUGUUGCGCUUGGAGCACCAGUUUGCCGUGGGAGAGGAUUCCGGACGUAACCUGAGCGCCCCCGUUACCUUGAACUUGAGGGACCUGUUCUCCACCUUCACCAUCACCCGCCUGCAGGAGACCACGCUGGUGGCCAACCAGCUCCGUGAGGCAGCCUCCAGGCUCAAGUGGGCAACAAACACAGGCCCCACACCCCACCAAACUCCCUACCAGCUGGACCCGGCCAACAUCACGCUGGAACCCAUGGAAAUCCGCACUUUCCUGGCCUCAGUUCAGUGGAAGGAGGUGGAUGGUUAGGUCUGCUGGGAUGGCCCCUCCAAGCCCAAGCCCCCUGCUCUGGGGGCAGAGCAGACUCUCACUCUCCUCUUGGGGCUGCUGCCAUUAAAAUGCUACUACUAAGACUCAG